Molecule: messenger RNA, 2219 nt
Organism: Tauraco erythrolophus (red-crested turaco)
Lineage: Eukaryota; Metazoa; Chordata; Aves; Musophagiformes; Musophagidae
Source: RefSeq, a predicted model, not a curated record
AGGCUGUCUGGGAGAACAUGGCUCGCAUGUGCGUGAAGACCCAGAGGCUCGACGUUGCCAGAAUUUGCCUGGGAAACAUGGGGCAUGCAAGAGGAGCCAAGGCGCUGAGGGAGGCUGAACAAGAACCAGAGCAGGAGGCCAGAGUGGCUGUGCUGGCCAUUCAGCUGGGCAUGCUGGAGGACGCCGAGCGGCUGUACGUGGCUUGCAAACGCUACGACCUCCUGAACAAGUUCUAUCAAGCCUCAAACCAGUGGCAGAAAGCCAUCGAAACAGCUGAAGUUCACGAUCGGGUUCACCUACGCACCACCUACUACAACUACGCGAAGCACCUGGAGGCGACCGGAGAGCACAGUCUGGCACUCACCCACUAUGAGAAGUCAGACACGCACAGGUUCGAGGUACCCCGAAUGCUCUCUGAAGACUUACAAGCCCUGGAGAACUACAUCAACAAGACGAAAGACAAGAGCCUGUGGAAAUGGUGGGCACAGUAUCUGGAGAGCCAAUCAGAUAUGGAAUCUGCACUAAAAUACUAUGCACUGGCUCAGGAUUAUUUUUCCCUGGUCCGUGUCCACUGCUUUCAGGGCAACAUCCAGAAGGCUGCUGAAAUCGCAAAUGAAACGGGGAACUGGGCAGCGUCCUACCACUUGGCGCGCCAGUACGAGAGCCAGGAUGAAAUCAAGCAGGCUGUGCACUUCUACACCAGGGCCCAGGCGUUCAACAAUGCCAUCCGCUUGUGCAAGGAGAACAAUUUAGAUGAUCAGCUGAUGAACCUGGCUCUUCUGAGCUCUCCAGAAGACAUGAUAGAGGCAGCCUGCUAUUAUGAGGAAAAGGGGGAGCAAAUGGACAGAGCUGUCAUGUUAUACCAUAAGGCAGGACAUUUCUCCAAAGCACUGGAGCUAGCCUUUGCCACGCAGCAGUUUGGGGCCCUGCAGCUAAUCGCCGAAGACCUGGAUGAGAAAUCAGACCCAGCUCUGCUAGCCCGCUGCUCUGACUUUUUCAUUGAGCACGCUCAGUACGAGAAGGCGAUGGAGUUGCUGCUAGCAGCCAAAAAGUACCAUGAAGCUCUGCAGCUUUGCCUGAAGCAGAACCUGACCAUCACAGAGGAGAUGGCUGAGAAGAUGACAGUCUCUAAGGACUCCAAGGACCUCUCUGAGGAGUCCCGUAGGGAGCUGUUGGAGCAAAUUGCUGAUUGCUGCGUGAGACAAGGCAAUUACCACAUGGCGACCAAGAAGUACACGCAAGCAGGAAACAAGUUAAAGGCUAUGAGGGCACUCCUGAAAUCUGGAGACACCGAGAAAAUUGUCUUCUUUGCGGGAGUUUCCAGACAGAGGGAGAUUUAUAUCAUGGCAGCCAACUACCUGCAAUCCCUGGAUUGGCGAACGGACCCCGAGGUCAUGAAGAACAUCAUUAGCUUCUACACUAAAGGGCGGGCCCUGGACCUGCUGGCAGGUUUCUAUGAUGCAUGUGCUCAGGUAGAAAUCGAUGAGUACCAGAACUACGAGAAAGCACACGGAGCACUGACAGAGGCAUACAAGUGCCUUUCAAAAGCGAAGACUAGAAGCCCUCUGGAACAGGAAAGCAAACUUGCAACUUUGCAGAGCAAGAUAACCCUAAUUAAGCGCUUCAUCCACGCUCGGAGAGUUCACUCCGAAGAUCCCAAGGAAGCAGUCAGACAGUGUGAACUUCUCCUAGCUGAACAAGAUUUCGACAAUGCCAUCCGUCACGGCGACGUCUUGGGGUUUCUGGUUGAACAUUAUGUACAAGUGGAAGAUUUCCGUACGGCUCACCAGUAUCUGGAAGAGAUGCAGAAAAGAAUUCCACCCACGAACCUGACCUACUACGUGACUCAGCAGACCGUUGAGGCCGUUCACCGAGGAGUGGGCAUUCCCGUAAGCCGGACCCUGGUUCCAGGGCAAGCUCGCCACAGCAGUCUGGAGAACAAGGAGGUGGAGGAAGAAGUGGCAGAUGAAGCCGAGGAGCCUUGAUGGCUUACACUUGCCAAGCUGACUUUAAUACCAGGUCAUUUCUUCUGUCCUCGUUAGGGGUCACGCAGCAGUCAACACACUGCUGUGACAAGGCUUUUUGGUUAUUACCAAGAAAUUUCGUUUUCCUGCUUGACUGUACAAGCAACAGUAUUGAAGUUAAUAUUAUCUCAAGCACUACACACAAAGAUUCUCGUGUGUAUCCUGUUAUGAAUCUGGGUUUGGUAUUUUAAUAAA